Mizuhopecten yessoensis (Yesso scallop) is the source of this 750-nucleotide messenger RNA. Its product is annotated as adenylate cyclase type 3-like. The coding region runs from base 1 to 750 and encodes 249 amino acids. Gene Ontology annotation, biological process: intracellular signal transduction; cAMP biosynthetic process; adenylate cyclase-activating G protein-coupled receptor signaling pathway. Gene Ontology annotation, molecular function: adenylate cyclase activity. The record is from RefSeq and is a predicted model, not a curated record. NCBI's taxonomy places the organism in Eukaryota, Metazoa, Mollusca, Bivalvia, Pectinida, Pectinidae. The transcript is spliced from 7 exons.
AUGGUGAAGGAUCGAAUCAUGAAAGCAGCGUUUCCGAAAUACAUUGCUGAGGAAAUAACACGAGCGUUUGAUGCAAACACAACCGGUCCAUUUCGUAAGAUGUUCAUCACGAAAAGUGACAAUGUAACCAUUGUUUUUGCGGAUAUAGAUGGAUUCACAUCGAUUUCGUCCAUCUACAGUGCUGAACGGCUUGUUAAUAUGCUAAACGAGAUUUUCAUCUCCUUUGACAAAAUAGCAGACAAAUAUCACCAGCUGAGGCUGAAGAUUCUGGGGGAUUGUUACUACUGUAUAUGUGGGGUACCGGAGCCCCGAACAGACCACGCCCAUCUAUCUGUGUGUAUGGGGUUUGGCAUCAUUAACGCUAUAAAGACAAUUUCGACAAAAGUCAGCAUGCGCGUAGGAAUACACACUGGAAGUGUAUUAAGUGGUGUCAUCGGCCUUAGCCAAUGGCAGUUCGAUGUUCUUGGGCAAGAUGUUAAGAUAGCCAACCUAAUGGAGAGCUCUGGAAUAGCAGGGAAAGUCCAUAUAACACAUGUUACACGUGCGUUAAUAAGCAACGACUACGUCAUCACACCUAGCAAGGCCGGACAAAAGGUGGAAUUCCUUAAACGUGCGGGUAUACGUACGUUCUUCAUUGCGCAGGCUACCAAUCAACAGCAAGCAGAGGCAGCAGAAGAUGAAGACAUAUCACAACCCGAUACCGAAGAGCGUCUGCAUGCAAUACCCGAUAUGUAUGAUACCCCUUCGUAA